Cantharellus anzutake is the source of this 1197-nucleotide messenger RNA. RefSeq lists its product as uncharacterized. The record is from RefSeq and is a predicted model, not a curated record. The coding region runs from base 1 to 1197 and encodes 398 amino acids. The transcript is spliced from 2 exons. NCBI's taxonomy places the organism in Eukaryota, Fungi, Basidiomycota, Agaricomycetes, Cantharellales, Hydnaceae.
AUGGCUAUCAUGCACUGGGAGGGAUUGUCCUUGGGAAAGUUCCUAUCUGUCAUUUUUGACUUGCAGAGCAGAAAGGAUGCUUUACUUCCCAGUGCACAUCAGAAAGUCAACAACUUUCUCAAGGGCUAUAAUGACUGGGGCACACAACCUGUUGAUAUCGUAAGACUCAUCUUUGAACAUGACUUCGGCCGUGACAUGGGAUGCCAGCCAACAUACCACCCACUCCCUCCUUUCACUUCUCAUCCUCAUCAAGAGGCUGCUGGUGGCUUCCCCGCAAGUGCCAAAGGAAUUCAGGCAACAAGCUUCUAUGAGCAUCAAGACUUCAGUGGCAAGGGUUCUGAAAAGUCAUUGAAACAGUACUUUGCCCAGAAAGCACUCAAGGAGGUGGAUCAAGAGAUGAUGUUGUUAGCAAGCGACAAAAUACUGAAAGCCAGUGAACAUACAGCACUUACAUGGGAAAAAGUGACUGGCUUUUCCUUCACACAAAUCCAAGGGAGAGUGAGGGAAAAGACCCCACUACUCUGGACAAUUCUCACAACAAGCACAAUUGGAUCAAAUGUGUCUCACUUGGAAAAGGCCCAUGAAGAUGCCAUUGAGGCUGUGGAGGCAAGAAUAGACGGGACCCAUGGCUGGUUUGGAUGUACCGUAUCCAUUCUCAUCCUGGCCUACUUCCAUUACGUCAAAGCAAACAUGUUACAAACUGUGCUUGGGAAUGUACUUUUCACCACCAAUGCUCACCGGUCUCUCCAUUCAAUUCUUGGGCAUGUGGGCCUUGUCACUGCAUACAGCAACACCCUUGAACGGCUGCAUAGUCUGGGCCAAGAUAAGAAAGCGAUGCUGAAUGCCCUUGGCUGCACACUUGCGGCAGGAAAAAUUCGAAUUCAUCUUGUCUACAAUAACAUAAAUCAAUAUCACCGAGCUUGGAGAGCAAAUCUUACCAAUCAGAACAAGCUUGAAAGUGGAACAGCUGCCACUGUGAUUGUACAACACAAAGUUGAUGGAUUGAAGGAUGCAUUUGAUGGACCAGAGUAUGAGUGCCACAAGUCAGAGUCAAGCAACAAAUCUAUCACCUUCAAGAGUCUCAAGGCCGAUCCGAAAUCACUCCACCUUGAAGGUGUUGCCAUUGCAAAUAUCCUGCGGAUUUUCCUCAAGUUUAUACCUCACCUUCAAAAGAUGUCAAUAAUCUCCAAUAUGUGA